AUUUCCCCAAGUGACGGUGGUUGCGUACGACGCCAAGGAUGAUGAUCAGACUUUAAUCAAUUGGUGAAAUGUUAAAUGCAUAUCUAAUUAUUUAUUAUUAAAUCAACCGCAAACCUAAUUUAUAACCCAUCAUAAAGUACGUAAAAUUGGCUGAGGCUAGUAAUGUUGAAAAAGGAAUAUGACUUCAAUUUCUACUUGCUAAGCUGGUAAAUUCCGGCCCAUAUAUGAGAGUUGACUCAAGAACUCACAGAGAACUGCAGAUCUGGGAACUCAUUUAGCUACUUGAAACAAUGGGAUUUUUUGAUGCCUUGGCACAAUGGUUGGGGGUCAAAAAGAAGGAGGUCAAUGUAAUGGUAGUUGGGUUAGACAACAGUGGUAAAACAACCAUCAUAAAUCACUUUAAACCACCUGAAGCAAAAAAUCAUGACAUUGUUCCUACUGUUGGUUUUAAUGUAGAAAGAUUUAGGUCCAAGUCUUUAGCUUUUACAGCUUUUGAUAUGUCAGGCCAGGGUCGCUAUCGUAACCUUUGGGAACAAUACUAUAAAGAAUGUGAUGGUAUCAUCUUCGUCAUAGACAGCAGUGAUAAAUUACGCAUGGUGGUUGCUAAAGAUGAGCUUGACCUUCUUCUUCAGAAUCCUGAGCUUAAAAAUAGAAGAAUUCCAAUUCUUUUUUUUGCAAACAAAAUGGAUGCUAGAGAUUCAGUGUCAAGUGUCAAGUGCUCUCAUCUGAUGGGACUGGAAACAAUUCGAGACAAACCUUGGCAUAUAUGUGCUAGCAAUGCAUUGAAUGGUGAUGGCCUGCAUGAAGGUGUUGAUUGGCUUACUGACCAGUUAAAAGAUGUUUUACUGAAAAAAAAGAAAUAAUUAGUUUGGAAUUUGCAACCACUAAAUAAUUCACUUUAACAUCACCAAGUAGAUGAAAGUCUUUGUCAAAUUUUAAUUGUGAAUAUAUUGUGUAAACUGUUGUUUUGAUCCUAUAGAAAUGGCACACUAGGCCAUUGUUUACCAACAUCUGCUAGUGACAUGAAUAUGUGUAGGAAUAUCCUUUAGAGAAGGAUUCAUAUAGUAAAGCUACAUUAUGGAUUUAUGGUUUCAAGUUUUGAUGAUGUAAUCACAAUAAACAUAUAAAUCUUGGUCAUCUUUCAAAUGUAUUUCAGCUUAUUGUUUAUAGCUUACAUAACAUUUAAAUACAUUUGGUUGAACCAGUCUGAUAAGUGGUGACAAGAUUUAUAGCAUUUUCCCCCCCUUUUUAAUCCUCAAUCUUACCAUAUCAGCCUCAAAUGCUGUGUUAGUAAAUCUUACCAUAUCAGCCUGAAAUGCUGUGUUAGUAAAUCUUACUAUGUCAGCCUCAAAUGCUGUGUUAGUAAAUCUUACUAUGUCAGCCUCAAAUGCACUGUUAGGUGAAAUCUGAUUUCACUUUGUAAAUAAGUCAUUUUUUUUAAAAAUCCUUAGAAACAGCAUACAAUUUUUUAUUUUCUAAAGACAUUUAUGUUUUGCUUCUUUCGUUUAAAAUAUUUUUCAACUGUGUAGAUCUUGUGCCUAUAAUUGAACUAACAUCAUAAUAAACCUUUUUGAUUACACU
Physella acuta is the source of this 1581-nucleotide messenger RNA. Its product is annotated as ADP-ribosylation factor-like protein 6. Lineage: Eukaryota; Metazoa; Mollusca; Gastropoda; Physidae. Gene Ontology annotation, molecular function: GTP binding; GTPase activity. The record is from RefSeq and is a predicted model, not a curated record.